UCCACCACCGCUAAUUGAUUCAUCCCCUUCGCCGAUACAGCCAUACAGGCAGGCAGACAGGCUCCUUUCCAUCCGUGAAAUGGCGGCGGAGAUGGAAGCCACGGAGACCGGUGGGCUGGCCGGCGAGAUGGAGGUUGAGGCCUACCGCCGCCUCUUCCCCCUCGCCUUUCUCGAGCGCCACCUCCGCGAGUCCGUUCGCCCGGACGCGCGCCGCACCGACGAGGCCCGCCCCAUCACCGUCGCCCUCGGCGCCGUGUCCUCCGCCCACGGCUCCGCCCUCGUCCGCCUCGGUGACACCGCCAUGCUCGCGUCAAUCAAGCUCGAGGUGAUGUCGCCCUCCUAUGAGGCCCCCGACGAAGGAUCCGUUGCCGUGGAGUUCCACAUGCCGCCUAUCUGCUCCCCAGUUGUCAGACCUGGACGACCGGCGGAGGUGGCGCCGGUCAUCUCCAAGACCCUAGAGGACAUCCUCAUGAGCUCAGGGAUGCUAAAUUUAAAGGAGCUCUGUUUGAUCAGUGGGAAGGCUUCUUGGCUAGCAUACCUGGAUGUCUAUUGUUUGAAUGCUGAUGGAUCUCUGUUCGACGCUGCACUAAUCUCAGCUGUGGCUGCAUUUACACAUUUGGAAAUUCCUUUGGUAUCUGUUGGUGAUGAUGGUAGAGUAUUUACUGUUGGGGGCAAUGAAGGCAAAAUCAAAUAUGAAGUGGUAAACAGAGAAAAGAGGAAGAUCACGGUUACUAAUAUUCCAUUUUCCCUUACAUGUGCACUCCACAAGGAUAAUAUUCUAGCGGAUCCAACUGCUGAAGAAGAAUCAAUAAUAGAGACUUCCAUGACUGUUGUUCUUGAUUCUUCAGAUCAAAUAGUGUCAAUACAAAAAUUUGGAGGUGCAGUGACAUCUAUGGCAACUAUUAAGGACUGCAUUAGUUUGGCCAAAGACAGGAGAAAAAAGUUAAGAGGAAUUCUCUCUGUUGAAGCAAUGGAAGUCGACUCACAUAGUUCUGAUUCAGUGAACUAAGCAAAUUAUAUUUGUACUCGUUGUGUGACAAAUUUUACCAUCUGCCUUUGACUACCAUCUGUUUAAUUACAUCAAUACAAGUAUGUAACAGUCUGUACCUCCCUUUGAUUUUCUUUAACUAAAGUGGCAUUAUAAUUUCAUUUGAUGGUAUUGUUCGGAAAGUUCAUCAUGUGUAAUUCACCUUGCAAGAUU
Molecule: messenger RNA, 1201 nt
Organism: Oryza brachyantha (malo sina)
Lineage: Eukaryota; Viridiplantae; Streptophyta; Magnoliopsida; Poales; Poaceae
Product: exosome complex component RRP43
Exons: 7
Coding region: 80-1009 (309 amino acids)
Biological process (GO): exonucleolytic trimming to generate mature 3'-end of 5.8S rRNA from tricistronic rRNA transcript (SSU-rRNA, 5.8S rRNA, LSU-rRNA); U4 snRNA 3'-end processing; TRAMP-dependent tRNA surveillance pathway
Cellular component (GO): nuclear exosome (RNase complex); cytoplasmic exosome (RNase complex)
Source: RefSeq, a predicted model, not a curated record